AUGCAUUGGCUUUGGUUGGAUUGCAUCGAAUCCGUGGCCGCAACUUUCUUAUCGGGGCCGGAUUUCCCCAACCAAUGGGUUCAGAUUAAGAUACGCAAAUAUAGGAGUUAGUAACACCUUAUUAAUACUUUAUUUUUCAAUUUUUAUGCUAAUCUUUUGCUUCAUUGUGCUGCAAUAUCUUACGUUUUUUAUAAUAACUUUUUUCUAGGUAUGGCUACAGUAAAGGUCUCAGCCGGACUGAAUCCAGCAGCACUAACUUUACCAGAUGCUCAGAUUGUCAUAGUUGGAAAGCACAAGCUUUUGAAACAGUUAUCAUUUGACGAUGGACUUCAAAAGAAGCUGAAUGGAGUUGACGAUAAGUUGUUCCAGGCCGCCAUUAAUCAGAUUCAGCCAGGAUCUUCUGUUUCAUUGUAUUUGGAUUUGGCCAAGGUAGGUUUUACGCUUAUGUUGACGUUUACUAAUGUAUUUUUGAUGUUUCAUUGUUCGUUUACUAUAUUCAAACUGUUUCGAAAAAAGUUGAAAAGAUGUUUUAGGUAGUGUCAGUGUCGGAUGAGUUCAGUAGGUGCAACAGUCCUUCGAACUCAAACGAGAUCUUUAAAGAAUUAAAAUCUUUGAAGAUUGCCAAAAGCGCCAAGGUAAGCUUUUUUAUAUCUGAUGGGUUGUGCAAACAUUGCGUGGUUUUUAUGGUUGUCUUAGAAAUGAAGAAGUUGUUUAAUUUUUUUAUAUUAACCUUAAUUAUACAUGGUUUUAUUUGUCUGUUGUGUCACUUAUCAAUGGUACUAAUUUCAGGCAUUAGUAGUCGUGAUAUACUCAGAGUUUGAGAAUGUUCUGGCUUCAGUGAUCGCUGUAGCUCGUGCUUUCCCAGCGUACUCAAAGAAGACACAGUUGAAGCAGUUUGAGGACAUCCAAGUCGAAGUUGUCGUGACUUCUGAAGGGAAGGUGGGCUUUUAAAGUUAUUGGAUAGCUUUAACAUUAAUCAUCUUUAACUCAAAAUUUUAAUUUACAAUUUUUUUUAAUUCAGUUUUAAGUUUUGUAAAAUAUUUUCUUGGUUUUUUAUAACUAGAUGUUAUUAUAGGAGCUAAGCGAUUUGGAUCUGAAGUUUUUGAACUGGAUCAGCGAAGCUUCGCGAACAUGUGCCAAACAAAUCGAUGCACCGUGCAAUGAAAUGAAUUCAGAUGUGUUUGCUGAACAAGCUCUGAAGAUUGCUGGAGGACUGGGCGUACCUUUGAAGACAACUGUCAUCAAGGUAAGAAUGGUAGAAUAAGCAGUAAUUUUCUCUCCGAAUUUUUUUAGUAAUAGUUUUUUAAAUUGCGUAAACGAAAUAUCUUAUUUUAGGGUGAAGAUCUUCUAUCUCAAGGCUUUGGCGGUAUCUACCAUGUAGGUAAAGCAGCCGAUCACCCACCUUACUUUGUGUGUCUGUCCCAUAAACCAAACGGAGCGACAAAAGACAUUGCACUAGUCGGAAAGGGCAUUAUGUUUGAUACUGGAGGCAUGCAGAUCAAGACCAAGACUGGAAUGCCUUGUGAGUUUAAAGUUUAGUCAAAAUAUGUAUUUAAAUUAUGAUUUUUUGUUUUGUUUUAUAUUGUUUAUCAUUAAUAUUUUUUAUUAUUUUUGAUGUUUAUAGCCAUGAAAUGUGACAUGGGUGGAGCUGCUGCUGUCUUUGCUGCCUUCUGCACAUUGGCACAGUCUGGAUUCAAGCAGAAUCUACAUUGUUUGUUGUGUAUUGCUGAGAACAGUGUUUCUCCAAAGGCCAAGUAAGUUUUUCAUAGGUAUUACAUUAGUCGGAGGUAGCAUAUUUGUUACCUAAAAACUUAUUUUCAGUCGACCAGAUGACGUGAUAACAAUGCUGAGCGGAAAGAGUGUCGAGAUCUCUAACACGGACGCAGAAGGUCGUCUCGUAUUGGCCGAUGGAGUCUUCUACGCCAAGAAUGUCCUAAAAGCAGAUACCAUCAUUGACAUGGCUACCUUAACUGGAGCUCAGGCUUAUGUAUCCGGCAGAAUCCACGCAGCUGUCUUGUGUAACAAAGAAGACACGGAGCAGAAGGUGGUGAAGGCUGGCAAAAGGUCAGGAGAUCUUGUACAUCCUCUUCCAUACGCUCCCGACCUCCACUUCUCUGACCUGAAGUCGCAGAUAGCUGACAUGAAGAACUCGAACCUCGGGUCGAUGGAGGGUCCUCCGAGUGCCAUCGCGGGUCUCUUUAUCGCUUCCCAGAUCAAUUUCUCGGAGGACGUGGACUGGAUUCAUGUAGAUAUCGCUGCUCCGGCCUUUAAGAAUGACAGAGCGACUGCCUUCGGCCCGCCUUUGAUCUGUUCGGUUCUGUCGGAGUUUGUAGACAUACCUCUGCUGAAGUGA
This is a messenger RNA of Bursaphelenchus okinawaensis, 2353 nucleotides long. The record is from the annotation of a GenBank genome assembly. Lineage: Eukaryota; Metazoa; Nematoda; Chromadorea; Rhabditida; Aphelenchoididae.